AUGGAGCUUACUCUCCAACAAAUCUAUGUCCACAAGAGGAAGCUUGUCAAGCCUGAUAGGAGACUUAGUGCUUCUGAAUACUCCUUGCUUUCCAUCAAAAGAGAUGCAAGCCUGGCCUCCACUCGCUAUCGAAGGAAAGUUCGCUUCUCAGGGAAACCUGAAUAUCAGAUGUGCUCCUCUGCUCGAUUUUCUUGGCUAAGAAGAUCCGUCAGAUUUGUGAUAACCUGUUCCUUUAUCCGUAGAGCUUCUGAAGAAGAAGAUGGGUUUUCAAGAAUGCGAUAA
Prunus armeniaca (apricot) is the source of this 282-nucleotide messenger RNA. The record is from the annotation of a GenBank genome assembly. NCBI's taxonomy places the organism in Eukaryota, Viridiplantae, Streptophyta, Magnoliopsida, Rosales, Rosaceae.